Bursaphelenchus xylophilus (pine wood nematode) is the source of this 866-nucleotide messenger RNA. The record is from the annotation of a GenBank genome assembly. Lineage: Eukaryota; Metazoa; Nematoda; Chromadorea; Rhabditida; Aphelenchoididae.
AUGGCGGAAGGCUACGAACGAGUCCUUCUGAUGAAGUCCGAGGUAUUCGUCUUCAGAAUACCUCCGUUGGGAGCCAGUAAAGGCCAUAAGUAAGUUGUGGUAGAUUUGAUUAAUUUGUUCUUGUCUUUAGAGCCGCCGAUUGGAAUCUGGACCAGCCCAACUGGGUUGGAAGACUGAGAUUGCUGACGGUGGAUGAUCGACUUGAAAUUCGAUUAGAAGAUAAGUCGACGGGUAAGUUUGACAUAACUGUUAUAGAUUUGAGAUCAUUGGACAAUUAAAAAAAUAUUCUUUCAGGUGUUUUGUAUGCUAAAGCUCCCAUUGAGUCGGCCCCAAGCAUGGACUUUGAGUCAGUAACGGAUUCUUCAAGAUAUUUCGUGAUACGAUUAAAGAAUGACAACGGACAAACUGCUUUUGUGGGGAUCGGAUUCUCUGAUCGAAGUGACUCAUUCGAUUUGAAUGUUGCGGUGCAAGAUCACUUCAAGGGAAUUCAAAGGGAUCACGAGUUGGCCAAGGAGGACGAAUCGCGGCCAAAAUUGGAUUUGGGGUUCAAAGAGGGACAGACGAUCAAUAUCAAUAUUGGAGUAGGUGUUUCUUUACUUGUUUUGUUAAACUUUAGAUUCAACGUCGAUGUGCAGAAAGACAUUGCUUUUGAUAUCACAUUCCUCACAGUCCAUUUAAACAUCUAAACAGUUACUUGUUCUUUUAGAAUCAUCUGGCACGACACUGAUUUGUUUUAUUUUUAGGGUUUAAAAAAGUCCGAGAAGUCCACGCCCAGAUCCUCAGCGCCAUCCUCGGGUGAUGGACCCGUCCCUUUGCUGCCUCCUCCGCCAUCUUCUUCCAGUCGUGUUCGCCGUGCUCAGAAUUGA